AUGGGUAUUACCAUCCACAACAACUCGGCCCAGAACCUGGACAUCUGGACCAGCAUGGCAGGGCCUCUCCAAUGGAAUAACAACACCCCCCCGGGCACGUCGACCGUGCUGGAUCCCGGGUUGGUCUGGGUCUCUGUGAACGCCAAAGUGAACACUGGCAGCAGUGACGAGAUUGAUACUGGCACGGCAAUCGUUAGCAACCUGCUCCCCGUGGUUGGAUUUAUCAGCGUACCGGCCAUUGGCGCCCUGGUGAUUGCUGGCAUGAUUGCCGCGAAGAAUAACAAUAUCUUCUCGAACACCAUUCUGCCGGACAAGGCCAAGGAGUAUGUUGAUGCAGGGAUGGUGAAAGUUGAGGAUGGCGUGAAUAUGAACAUUGUGGAUAUCAGCGGAGUCUACGGCAGAGACAACGAUGUCGACGUCUGGGGUGGAGAAGUGUCCGUUGAAGUUAAGGGUGACUAUCUCCAUAUUACAGGCUUCAACCCUCUACAGAUAAAGGAGCGCUGA
Messenger RNA from Diaporthe batatas, 504 nucleotides. RefSeq lists its product as uncharacterized. The record is from RefSeq and is a predicted model, not a curated record. NCBI's taxonomy places the organism in Eukaryota, Fungi, Ascomycota, Sordariomycetes, Diaporthales, Diaporthaceae. The coding region runs from base 1 to 504 and encodes 167 amino acids. The transcript is spliced from 6 exons.